GGUAGCGCGGGGCCGCCAGGUGACAGCUAAUGGCGGCGGCCGCCUGAGCCGGCGGGCGGCGCGGCGCGGCACGGCGGCGGGCCCUUCCGGGCGCCGCUCCCCACUCGCUGGGGCUUCCCCGCGGCGGCGGGCCCGGCGCGCCAUGGACAGGCCGGCGGCGGCGGCGGCGGCGGCGGCGGCAGCGGCGGCGGCGGCGGCAGCAGCAGCGGCGGCGGCAGCGGGCAGCGAGGGCGGCGGGGGCCCGGGCCCGGUGCCGGCGGGCGGCAGGAGGCCUCCUCGGGGCGCGGGGGCCCCUGCCGCCGGCUCCCGGCAGCCCAGCGUGGAGACCCUGGACAGUCCUACAGGAUCACAUGUUGAAUGGUGUAAACAGCUUAUAGCUGCUACAAUUUCUAGUCAGAUUUCAGGUUCAGUGACAUCUGAAAAUGUAUCCAGAGACUACAAGGUUUUCAGGAGGCCUGAUAUAAGGGAGAUUCAGGAAGAACACAAUGGCUACCCUUCUGAAGCUGAAGCUGAUCAGGUGGCUCUAAGAGAUGGAAAUAAACUGGCACAGAUGGAAGAAGCGCCACUUUUUCCAGGAGAAUCAAUCAAGGCCACUGUGAAAGACGUCAUGUACAUUUGUCCAUUUGUGGGAGCAGUGACUGGAACCCUAACAGUGACAGACUUUAAGAUGUACUUCAAAAGUGUGGAGAGGGACCCAAAUUUUGUUCUUGAUGUUCCCCUUGGUGUGAUCAGCAGAGUUGAGAAGAUCGGAGCACAGAGCCACGGGGACAAUUCCUGUGGUAUAGAGAUCGUGUGCAAGGAUAUGAGGAACUUGCGACUUGCUUAUAAACAGGAAGAACAGAGUAAACUUGGGAUAUUUGAGAACCUCAACAAACACGCAUUUCCUCUUUCUAAUGGGCAGACUCUCUUUGCAUUCAACUACAAAGAAAAAUUUCCGAUAAACGGAUGGAAAGUUUAUGAUCCUGUAUCUGAAUAUAAGAGACAGGGCUUGCCAAAUGAGAGCUGGAAAAUAUCCAAAGUGAACAGUAGCUAUGAGCUCUGCGACACCUAUCCUGCUGUCAUUGUGGUGCCAACUAGUGUAAAAGAUGAUGACCUUUCAAAAGUGGCGGCCUUUCGAGCAAAAGGCAGAGUCCCCGUGUUAUCAUGGAUUCAUCCAGAAAGUCAGGCAACAAUUACCCGUUGCAGCCAGCCACUUGUGGGUCCCAAUGAUAAACGCUGCAAAGAAGAUGAAAAAUACUUGCAAACAAUAAUGGAUGCUAAUGCACAGUCUCACAAACUUAUCAUCUUCGAUGCCCGACAAAACAGCGUCGCUGAUACCAACAAGGCCAAGGGUGGAGGAUACGAAAGUGAAGGUGCUUACCCCAACGCGGAGCUUGUGUUCUUGGAGAUCCACAACAUUCACGUGAUGAGAGAGUCCCUGCGUAAACUGAAAGAGAUCGUGUACCCCUCAAUCGAUGAGGCACGGUGGCUCUCCAACGUGGAUGGGACGCACUGGCUGGAGUAUAUAAGGAUGCUUCUUGCUGGGGCAGUAAGAAUUGCUGAUAAGAUAGAAUCUGGGAAAACUUCGGUGGUGGUGCAUUGCAGCGAUGGUUGGGACCGAACAGCCCAGCUGACCUCUCUGGCUAUGCUGAUGUUGGACAGUUAUUACCGCACCAUUAAAGGCUUUGAGGCUCUCAUAGAAAAGGAGUGGAUAAGCUUCGGACAUAGGUUUGCCCUGAGAGUGGGCCAUGGCAAUGACAACCACGCAGAUGCUGACCGGUCCCCUAUUUUUCUUCAGUUUAUUGAUUGUGUUUGGCAAAUGACAAGACAGUUUCCUUCAGCAUUCGAGUUCAAUGAACUGUUCUUGAUCACGAUUUUGGAUCACCUCUACAGCUGUCUCUUUGGGACUUUUUUGUGCAACUGUGAACAGCAGCGACUCAAAGAGGAUGUAUAUACGAAGACUAUAUCUUUAUGGUCGUAUGUCAAUAGCCAGCUCGAAGAAUUUUCGAAUCCUUUCUUUGUGAAUUAUGAAAACCAUGUCUUAUAUCCCGUUGCUAGUCUGAGUCAUCUGGAACUAUGGGUAAACUAUUAUGUGCGAUGGAACCCACGAAUGAGACCUCAGAUGCCCAUUCACCAGAAUCUCAAGGAGCUGCUGGCCGUCAAGGCGGAGCUGCAGAAGCGGGUGGAGGACCUGCAGCGGGAGGUGGCCACGCGCGCCUCGUCCUCGUCCGAGCGGGGCUCGUCACCGUCGCACUCGGUCACCCCCGUCCACACCUCCGUCUGACGGGCUGCGGAAGGCGGCACUUCCGGCGACUCCAGUGGGCGAGGACGUCCUGCCCAGUGGCCCAGGCGAGGGACCGCAGCCUGUGCUCUGCUCUUCCAGGCUUGGGCCCGACGUCCUCCCAUUCUGGAAGGCACUUUCAGCCACUGACCGUUUGUGUGGGUAGGACCGCUCCCACCGUCGUCAAGUGCUUUUUGUUCUGUGACCCGUGCCCCUCCCGCCGGCUGUUUGUGGCGGCGCCUAUUGCACCAA
Molecule: messenger RNA, 2512 nt
Organism: Neofelis nebulosa (Clouded leopard)
Lineage: Eukaryota; Metazoa; Chordata; Mammalia; Carnivora; Felidae
Gene: MTMR1
Product: myotubularin related protein 1
Exons: 17
Coding region: 143-2263 (706 amino acids)
Biological process (GO): phosphatidylinositol dephosphorylation
Molecular function (GO): phosphatidylinositol-3,5-bisphosphate 3-phosphatase activity
Source: RefSeq, a predicted model, not a curated record